AUGGUACUAUGCAGGAUACCUACGUAUCAGAACAACGUUUCAAUUGCUUCCUUAGCCGCCGACAUCUCCGCGUUAUCGAUGCGCGUCAGCUCAUACCUGGAUGCUAAUUACCAUGGGCAACCCGAUUUCACACCCACAUCGGUCGCGCUUCCAGAAACGCCGGAAUUUGAAGCCCUGAGGAACCAAGUUAAUGACUCCGCCCUCGAUCUUCUACGCCUAGUCAACGGCCCAAAGAAUACUUUCCGAACGCUGUUCUUUUCACAUAUGGAUCUUGCCGCCGCGCAGGUCGCGCUGAGUCAAAAGUUCUUUGAGCAUGUCCCAGACGACAAAGUUGGAAUCAGUGCAGCCGAAGUAGCGAUGAGAGCGGGUAUGGACGAAGACCGUACUACCCGUCUGCUGAAAAUGCUAGCUACACACCGCAUCUUUGAAGAACAGAUAAAUGGGAAGUUCCGCCACACUGCCAGCUCGAGUUUUCUUAGGACAUCCGCUUUCAAUGCGAUGUGCGAAGCGUCGCUCGAUGACUUCUUCAAAGCUACUUCUGAGAUGAAUGCAUGGAUUGAGCAGAGUCCGUAUUCGAUGGGACUAGAGGAUAGUGCUUUCCACAAACGCUUUGGCGCUACAUUCUAUGGGCAUUACGAGGAGAAUCCGGCGAAAGCUACGAGGUUCUCGAAUGCCAUGAACGAAUGGUCGUUGAUUGACGACAACUUCGCCAUUCUGCGCGAUAGAUUCGACUGGUUGUCGCUUACGAACGCCAAGGUCGUUGAUGUGGGAGGAGGCAAUGGUCAUGUCAGCAUCGAUCUCGCAAACGAGUUUCCUUUCCUGACCUUCACCGUGCAAGACCUGUCCACCCAUCAGCUCUCCACCGCCCAAGCGCACGACGUCCAAAACCGUGUCACCUUCCAGCAGUACAAUUUCUUCACUCCCCAGCCCAUCCAUGACGCAGGAGUGUAUCUCUGCCGCGCCAUCUUUCACAACCACAACGACGAAGAUUCUAUCAAGAUGCUACGAUCCCUGAUUCCCGCGCUGGAGGACCGCAGCGACGAUCCGAGAAUCUUGAUCAACGAUAUCAUCGUACCAGAGCGUGCAGAGGGUGCAGUCACGAGGGCAGAAGAGAAUCAGCAUCGUCAAAUGGAUUUGCUCAUGUUGGCGCUCUUUGGAGCUAAGGAGAGGACGAAGAGGGAUUGGAAGAGGCUGUUGGAGGAAGUUGACCCGAGACUAGAGAUCCUAAGCAUGCACUACAAUCCUCGUGGUGCCGGGUUGAUCGAGGUUCGUCUCAAUCCUACGACCGAUAAGAAGCAUCCAAAGCUGUCAGCUUGA
This is a messenger RNA of Cucurbitaria berberidis CBS 394.84, 1317 nucleotides long. RefSeq names its product S-adenosyl-L-methionine-dependent methyltransferase. Gene Ontology annotation, molecular function: O-methyltransferase activity. Bases 1 to 1317 code for a protein of 438 amino acids. The transcript has 3 exons. The record is from RefSeq and is a predicted model, not a curated record. Lineage: Eukaryota; Fungi; Ascomycota; Dothideomycetes; Pleosporales; Cucurbitariaceae.